CUUUUCCUUCUCGACGUCCAUUACAUUUCUCUUUCGUCUUCUGCUUGUCCAUGGCCUCCGUUUCGCUAGCUAUUCUCCUCCUCCUCGCCGGCGUAGCAGCUACUCCUAACGCCGGCGGCGAUGGGCCAGAUAUGUCAAUCAUAAGCUACGGUGAGAGGCAUCGCAUUCGGAAGCCGGAGAGAGGCGAAGCGGAGGUGCGGGAGAUCUACGAGAUGUGGAUAGAACACAAUGGCCGGAGCUACAACGAGCUCGACGAGAAGGAGAGGCGAUUCGAGGUAUUCAGGGAUAAUCUACGAUAUAUAGACGAGCACAAUGCUGCCGCCGAUGCCGGUGUCCAUUCAUUUCGCCUUGGGCUUAACCGCUUCGCUGAUCUCACCAAUGAAGAGUACCGCGCUUCCCACCUAGGUAUUCGGAAACCUCUACGCCACCGUAAUCCUAGCGAUCGUUACCGCCUCGCCGCCGGCGAGGCCCUGCCCGAUUCCGUUGAUUGGACGAAAAAGGGAGCCGUCGUGCCUGUCAAGGAUCAAGGCACAUGCGGGAGCUGCUGGGCUUUUUCGAGCAUCGCUGCCGUGGAAGGGAUUAAUCAGAUCGUGACUGGCGAACUCAUAUCGCUGUCAGAGCAGGAGUUGGUGGAUUGCGACACGAGCAGCAAUCAAGGAUGCAAUGGUGGCCUUAUGGAUGAUGCCUUUGAAUUCAUCAUUAAGAACGGUGGCAUUGACUCUGAGGAGGAUUAUCCUUACAGAGGUCGUGGUGGCAGAUGUGACUCUUACAGGAAAAAUGCUCGGGUUGUAUCGAUUGAUUCAUAUGAAGAUGUUCCUGUAAAUAAUGAGAAGGCUUUGCAGAAGGCACUUGCAAAUCAGCCAGUAAGUGUCGCCAUUGAAGCUGCUGGCAGGGCAUUCCAGCUGUAUCAAUCAGGCAUUUUCACCGGAAGUUGCCGGACGGAACUUGACCACGGUGUUCUCGCUGUGGGCUACGGGACUGAGAAUGGGAAGGACUAUUGGAUUGUGAAGAACUCAUGGGGGACUGACUGGGGAGAAGAUGGCUUCAUAAGAAUGGAGCGCAAUGUGAGGGCUCCUAGCGGCAAAUGUGGAAUUGCCAUGAAGGCUUCCUACCCUGUCAAGAAAGGCCCAAACCCACCAAAACCAAGCCCAGGCCCACCUACUCCUGUAAAGCCCAAGAUGCAAUGUGAUGACUAUUAUUCCUGCCCAGCAAGCACCACAUGCUGUUGUGUCUACGAGUAUGGCCGGCUUUGCUUUGCUUGGGGAUGCUGUCCCUUUGAAGCCGCCACCUGCUGUGAUGAUCAGAGCACCUGCUGCCCUCUUGAAUUCCCUGUUUGCGAUGUUCGCGCUGGAAAUUGCCUCACGGUAACUUUUCUUUUAUAUAUUCGUCACUCUUUACAGACGCCAUUUUAAUCUCAAUCUAUACAAAUGUCAAAUUAGUUCUUAGA
This is a messenger RNA of Phalaenopsis equestris, 1447 nucleotides long. Its product is annotated as oryzain alpha chain-like. The record is from RefSeq and is a predicted model, not a curated record. The coding region runs from base 51 to 1412 and encodes 453 amino acids. Gene Ontology annotation, cellular component: lysosome. The transcript is spliced from 4 exons. NCBI's taxonomy places the organism in Eukaryota, Viridiplantae, Streptophyta, Magnoliopsida, Asparagales, Orchidaceae. Gene Ontology annotation, molecular function: cysteine-type endopeptidase activity.